CUCUCUUCUUUUGUGCGGUUUUCAGAUAAGUUACCACUAUACGGAACUCCUACGGCCAGCCUCAGUUCAACAUACAGUGAUUUUUAUAACGCAAGUAACGCAAUAGAUAAUCAAACAACUCAACUUCAGCUUAUUAAUGGAUCUUGCUCUCGCACUUUUUACGAAAAUGAGACUGCGUGGCUCAGAAUUAAUCUGACAGCUGUCUACAGCAUGAAGUCAGUAAAACUGUUCUAUAGGAAUGACAGUGCAAACUCCACUUCAAGUUUGCAAGGUUACUACAUCAGGGUUACUAACUCUAGUGAUUCCAAUUCAUGGAAUGAGAGUCAGAUUUGCUACCGAGAUCCAGGUAAUGAAACGUUACCUGUAAUAAACGAACAGGAGUGUCACAGAGAAGGACAAUACGUGUGGAUCCUCAAUGAUAACGCUACAGAUGAGGAUGCUCCUUAUGUUCACUUGGAAAUAUGUGAAGUGGAGAUUAAAGGCUGUGAAGUAAAUAAAUACGGUGAAGACUGUAUAUUUUGUGGUGAAUCCUGUAAAGUAUGCGACAUUAUUGAAGGAUGUACACAUUGUAGUGGAAAUUUGACCGGACCAAAAUGCGAGGAUUGUUCGCCAGGAUAUUGGGAGGAGAAUGAUAGUUGUC
Saccostrea cuccullata (small rock oyster) is the source of this 640-nucleotide messenger RNA. RefSeq lists its product as uncharacterized. The record is from RefSeq and is a predicted model, not a curated record. NCBI's taxonomy places the organism in Eukaryota, Metazoa, Mollusca, Bivalvia, Ostreida, Ostreidae. The transcript has 3 exons. The annotation marks the transcript as partial.